This is a messenger RNA of Gadus chalcogrammus (walleye pollock), 4742 nucleotides long. It is a transcript of the gene slain2, whose product is annotated as SLAIN motif family, member 2. The record is from RefSeq and is a predicted model, not a curated record. The transcript has 9 exons. Lineage: Eukaryota; Metazoa; Chordata; Actinopteri; Gadiformes; Gadidae. Gene Ontology annotation, biological process: microtubule nucleation; cytoplasmic microtubule organization; positive regulation of microtubule polymerization. The coding region runs from base 403 to 2250 and encodes 615 amino acids. Gene Ontology annotation, cellular component: microtubule plus-end.
UUUGGGUAAGCAUUAAUUAUUACUUUAACAUAAAGUUCUAAAUAUGUAAACACAUUUUACAUGGUGUUUUGAAAAUCCACCGAAUCGACAAAUUCACUCGCAGAAUGUGAACGCGUAUGUGGCGGUAACGUGCUCGCCCCCGAGUCACCGACUACGUCAUGACGUCUGUUUUCCGCCGCCUGUUGGUCUUUCACAGUUGGUAACAGGAAUCACGAAAAUGGCCUCGACCCUGCCCCUAUAUCAGAGUGAACGGGGGAGAUGACGGUGUUUAGCCUGUUUAGUACACGGAUCGCCCGAGUGAAACGUAGAUAAAACCUAAAGUGAGGAUAUACAAGGAGUCUCAUCGGCCAGGAACGGACUAACGGCAGACUACCGCAGGUUUCGUAGGUGUCCCCGGCCGCUAUGGAGGAUAUCAACUCCAACAUCAACGCGGACCUGGAGGUGCGGAAGCUACAAGACUUGGUGAAGAAACUCGAGCAGCAAAAUGAGCAGCUUCGGAGCCGGUCUACGUUGUUUUCUUCAACCGGAGGGGUGUCAGUGGCAAACCGGCCGCACAGCGCCGGAUACGACUCCAUGUCAGCCGGGCUUGCCGGGUUCCCUGGGGUGGGGUUCGGCGGAACGGGCGGCUACGGUGGGAUCUUGGAGAACUCUCGCUGUAUGAGCCCUAGACUCUCUUACGAUGGCAUCAGCUUCAGGAGAUCUUAUGCCGGGGAGGGGGCGACGGCGGCCACCUCCAUCUCGAGUAUGAACUCAUUUUACGCCGAUACCGCCGGCAGCUUUAAGGAUGAAUCGGACGACUCCAUUCUAGACGAAGUGGAAAUACUAGAUCUUGAAGAUAUGGACUGUUUGAACGAGGAGGAAGACAGCUGGCUGUACGAGGCGAAGCUGAACAGCCCGCUGCAGAAGGCCCUGAGCCCCAUGGUGUGGUGUCGCCAAGCCCUGGACCACCCCAGCCCUGACAUGGAGACCGCCAAGCGAUCCCUCAUACACAGACUGGAGCUCACCAUGUCAGGCCACAAGAGCAGGAGUCUGUACGGCAGCCCCUACACCCAGCAGAUGUGCUAUGGCAGCCCGUUCAGCACCAACACGGCCAACAGCGCCUGUAGCAGCGCCUUCAACUCCCCGUCCUCCACGCCCAGCAAAGUGCCCAUCGUGCGGCAGCAGCUGAUGCCUGGAAACACAGUUUACCAGCGCAACACGGCAGCGGAGAGGAACCCCCCGGCGGUGAGCCCCCAGUCAUCGGUGGACAGCGAGCUCAGCACCUCUGAGAUGGACGAGGACUCGGUGGGCUCCUCCAACACCUACAAGCUCAACGACGUCAUCGACGUCCAGAUCAUGGCCCGCAUGCAGGAGGAGAGUCUAAGGCAGGACUACGCGGCCACGGCCUCCAGGCGGAGCUCUGGCUCCUCCUGCCACUCGCUGCGGCGCAGCACCUUCAGUGACCAGGAGCUGGACGCCCACAGUCUGGACGACGAGGACGAGAUCCUCCCGCCCGCCUUCCACCCCCUCCCCAACCGCUUCAGCCCCUCGCCCCGCCACUCGCCGUGCGCCUCGCCCCGCAACUCGCCGCGCUCCCGCUCCCCGGCGCGCUCCAUCGACUACGGCCACUCCCGCAGCUCGCCGCAGCCCCUGAGCCACGGGCGAGGCUCCCCCCAGCCCAUCAUCAGCCGGCUGCAGCAGCCCCGCCACUCGCUGCAGAGCCACGGGGGCGAGCUGCAGACCAACGUGGUGAAGAACGAGGAGAAGCUGAGACGGAGCCUCCCCAACCUGAGCCGCUCCUCGGUACCAGCCGGCCCAGGUCCGGAGCCCGUCAAGAACAGCCGCAGUAUGGAGUCCAACCUGCAGACCCCCAACGGAGGGUCCCCACGCCACCAGAACCAGUCUGCUAUGGCCGGUACCCCAAGGUCCUCAACCCCGUCACGCGCCACUCCAAAAACCAAACAGCACCUCCAAAGCCCAUCAGCCCUGCGAGUCCCGUCCCCAAGUAAGCUCCGCUCCCCGGCCAUGCCCUCCCCGCUGGCCCUCAGACAGCCGGUGAAGGCCACGUCCAACCCCAGCUCCGGGAACUCCACCCCGGUCCGGUCCCUAGCACCCCCCCGCAGCGGCCUGCCCCGACCCAGCGCCACCUCGGGGGGCGGCGGAGGCAUCCCCCUGCCCAGAACCAAGCUGGCACAACCCGUACGCAGGUCUCUGCCCGCACCCCGCUCCUAUGGUAGUUCCGGAGAGAACUGGAGGGAAGGCUGUUACUGAAGCCUGCCACCAGAGUGUGCUGCACACCCCCCAUCCUGACCGAGGCAGGCGUAUCAACGUGGCACUUUAUCCAGAGUCCUCUAAGAGUCAAGAAGAAGAAGAGAAGACUUCACCCAGAUUCCUUUUAAAAAGUUAACAAGAGAAAGACUAUAAAUAUAGCUCACGACAACUCAAAAAACGAAGUGUCAAUUAUGUGUACUGAAAAGACAGCUGGCAUUCAGAGCACAUAGCAAGGGAAAUGCCAAAGAAAGCAGAGAAAAACAAAUCCUUCGCUGCCACCAGAAGAGGGCGCCCACGCCUUCCUCUGUGGCUGCAAUCAUCUCCCAGACUCCAGUCCAGCUGUCUCCAUCUCUCCCAUCCUCUUCUUCCUUUUCCCUCAGGUUUAAACGUUUUGAAUUUGCUCUCACUCUAGACUCUGUUCUGUUUGGAGAGGUCUGUGUAGGACUGAAGUUCCUCCAUGUCUCAGAGCUCCAUGGUUCCUCGUGUUUUGGCGGUGCUUCAAUCUCAGAGCAUACCUCUUAUAUCUGAAGGUCUGAGGGUGCUUCAGGUCUGGGAAACUGUCUGACAGGGGUUCAUUUGCUGAUGCUGUGUGCUCUUCAUAUCUGAAGGUGCUUCAAUGCUUGAGUUCAUCAAUCCAAAGGGUCUCAAUGGAUCUCAUGCCUUCAUGCUCUGAGCUACCUUAUCUCUCCAGUCGGAAAAUCAUUCAUGACCUAAAGCUGACAGCUCCGCCACUCAUCGUGUUCCUCAAUCCAAAUGGUCUGAAUGGCUCUCAUGUCUUUGUGAUGGGAAAUCUUUAGUAUCCUAAAGCUGAUAACUCUUCAAUUCUGAAAGGUCUGACGGUGCUUCAAUCAUGAAGCACCGUCUUUAGGUGGGGAGCCACCCUAUCUAAAAGGUCUGGAGGGGCUUCAUGUCUUAUUAAGGACCUCUGCAUCUGGUUCUAAGAGUUUCUCCUUAAAUUCAGCAUGAAUGUAAGCAGAUGCUUCUUUUAGAGAUUAUUUAUUCAAAUUAUUUAUGCAGUUUUUAUGUCCAAGCAUCCAUAUCAGUAUUUGUUUUAAGAUUCUUUAAAGCAUUAAGAAAUGUAUGUUUUUAAACCUCAACGUAAAGCUAACUCCCCAAAGCCAUGUCUUAGCGUGCGUCCAUUUUGAAGAGAACCUGGAAUGUUUGUUCAGCUGAGUCUUGGAUGACUUCACGCCACAAUUCUAUCCCAAACAACUAACUUUCUUCCUCCGAGUCUGAAACCCUGACCUGAUCUCUCCACCACUUCGGUAAAUGUGUAAUUAAUUAAUUAUAAUGUGGUGUUGUUAGCCUGCAGUGUGUAUCAUUCAUGCCGUGACAGAGGGAACAGUGUGUUCAGAAAAACUAAAUGUAAGAUUUUAAUAAAGUGGCCAUUGCCUCUUGUGCUUUAUAAAUCCAGAGGCUUGCCUAAAAAAAUAGGGAUGAUUAUUUGGUAAAUGGUGUGCCAGAUAUUAUCAAACUAGUGCCUAUAAUUUACAUUAUACUUUAUUUUAAAAGUGCUCGGCUUAUUUUGUGCCAAUUCUAUGAGUUUGCCAAUGAUUUGCAUUUGCUUGGUUAAUUUGUUUGCAUCUGUGUUUGGGUUUCUUAAGUAACUUAAUCAUUUAUAAUUGCUUUAAAAAAGUAUGUUAAAAACUGCGCCUUCAUAUUUAUAACUGAUGACAUAUGUAAAUGACUAUUUAUUAGUGUGAGGGUGCCUCUGUGGGAAAGAAUGUCACUAAAAGACGGCACCACACCUUUUGUGUGAUGGUAUUUGUUAUGGAACUUUUUUUACAUCCAUGAACAUGACAUUCACAUUCCCUGUGUGAACCCACAUUUCAAAUAAAGCUGAAAACCUCUUUUCUCCUCUUUUGCAUCAUUAAUAAAUUGAUCAGUAUGAACAGGAUUGCAACCCUGUGUCCAAAGUUGCAUUGUUUAAACGAAUAACAUUACAGAAUAGUAACCCAAUUUUUUUGAAGGAUUCUAUUAGGGCUCACAGGGUUCGCAUCAUUUCUGUAUGAGUAUGAGAACAUGUAUGAGUAGGGCUAUUAUCGUGACGGAAUUUGUGUCUGUCCUCCAUGACCACAUGCUCCAGAUAAGACUUUCAUGCUCCGCAACGACACAGAUUCAUGAAAGAGAGAGAACGGGCAGAGAACAAAAGUAGCGGCCACUCCAUCAUUACAGUCAGUGCGCCCACAUAAAGGUCACGUGUCUCUGUAAAGGUUCACCCACGACAAACAUCGCACCGCUGCUUCAUUUUCUCCCAGAGCAUCAUACAUAUAGUAGCAUCUAAAGAAACAGCGGUGUUUUAGUUUAGGUGCCGUCGUGUGUAGGCAAUAGCCUAGGGCCGGCUUAUGAAGUAUCCAGAUUACUAUUUUUCCAAUUUUCUCAAACGUUAUAUUACAUUUUAAAUAGGCCUACUCUAUUUGCAAUAACUUCUCUUCCUUUCCGUGCUGGUCAAAAUGCGAUAUGCGUGAGGGUAUCUGAAGCCAUAUGCUCUA